Molecule: messenger RNA, 735 nt
Organism: Glycine soja
Lineage: Eukaryota; Viridiplantae; Streptophyta; Magnoliopsida; Fabales; Fabaceae
Product: zinc finger protein 3-like
Exons: 1
Coding region: 1-735 (244 amino acids)
Biological process (GO): negative regulation of abscisic acid-activated signaling pathway
Source: RefSeq, a predicted model, not a curated record
AUGGAAAGCAAUGUUAAAGCAAAAAGCAAUCAUGGAAAAGUUUCUGCUUCUGCAUCAGCAUCAAAUAAGUCACCAGCAAUGAAGAAGGAUUUAAUUUGCAAGUAUUGCAACAAGAAGUUCAAUAAUUAUCAAGCCUUGGGUGGACAUCAGAAUGCACACAAGAAUGAAAGAGCAGCAGCACAAAAACAGAAGAUUCUUAGCAUGGCUUCUGCUUAUAACAAAAAUUCAUAUGCUGAUGGGUUUGUUAAUUCAAACCAAUCUUAUGGAUUUGGUGGCAAAAUAUUAGGGGUGUCACCACUAUCCAUGACUCGUUUUAAGCCCCAUUAUUAUAGUAAUUGGUCUCAUAAUCAUAUGUCACAUGUUGCAUGGCCAAGGCACCAGAUUUUGAAUAGUGUUCAACCCACCAUUCAUCAGUUGCAGACUUUGAUGAUGGCUGAUCAAGGGAGUGGAUUUUAUCGGCACCAUAAAUCAUAUCAACAACCUUUAAGUUUUCCUAUACUUAGAGAAGGAGCAGUACUAAAUUCAGGGUCGCAAUCAGAGUUAUUAAAUCCUAGUUUAUGUUAUAAGGGGAAUAAUUUUGGUCAAGCAAGCAAUUCUUCAAUAAUACCUCAGAAUGGAAUCAUAGAGGGGUCUGAGGAUUUGAAUAUCAAGACUUCUGGUGAAGCAAAAAACAGUUUUUCUUCGAUGCUUGCCAAUGGAGACGUGAUGGAGCUUGAUUUGACUCUCAAAAUUUAG